GCCGCAGGUGCACUCCAGGUGAGGGCGUCCGCUGGCCUCCAGCGAGCAAAGGCUUCCCACUGGGAACUGAAACCAGCGCAAACCAGGAAACAAAAAGAAAUAUUCAAGCUGUCCACGUCAGAGACUGCUGAGGAAAUAGGCAGGUCAGCUUGGUUAAUCAUUACCAAGGCAGACUUCACAGACCUUCACCACUGAUCAUAUGACAGGACCUCUUCUGAGAUAAGAAAACACCCAUCCCAAGCAGGAAGAAUUGAGAAGCCUCCCUUGCUUAGAUGUUCUGACUUUAUUGUUUUGCUGUGGGAGAAGAGGCUCCACACUCCCUGUUGUUCCCAGAGCUCAGCCCAGCACAGCAGUUGUGUUGCUUUCCUGUUCUGAAGAGGAAGUGAGAAAUUCCUUCCACAUGUGCUCCGGCACUUGAAUACUCAGGUUUCAGUCCCGAUCCAGGAGCUGCCUGUAAUGAGCUCUCAGUGGGGCUCGGAGAGGAGUUUCCAGCUGUGCCAAGAGUUGUUUCAUUCUGUGCCAAAGGAGGAGGGGGAGAAGAAAUCCUACAAAAAGCUAAUAUGUUAAUGGUGCAAAAAUUGGUCUAAGGGUACGCGACUGGGAAAAGAGAAAGAAAAGCAGAAGCAGAGGAAGGCACAAGGAAACAGGAUGGGAAACUUUUGUCAGAAGCACUGCGCCUGUUUGGAGCCCUACAUCCCAUGCUUAUUCUCGGGGAGAGAUGGUGAGCAGGAUGAGAAAGUCAGCCAAGUCUUCGCCAACCUUGCCGUGGUAAGGCAUGACUUCCAAGCAGGACAGAAAGAUGGAGACAGUAAGGUAAAAGAAAAGCCUUUACCUCCACUGCCUGGCCAGCAUCUGGUGAAUAUUUGCAGAUUUGUGGCACUCUUCGACUAUGAGGCUCGUACUGAGGAGGACUUGAGCUUCCGAGCCGGGGACAGGCUUGAAGUGCUGGAUGCAUCCCAUGAGGGCUGGUGGUACGCUAGGCUCUUCCUGCCUACAGGGUCAGUCUGUCCUGGCCGCAAGCUCCAGGGCUACAUCCCCGCCAACUACAUAGCUGCUGACCAGAGCAUCGAAGCUGAACCAUGGUUUUUUGGCCCAAUCAAACGAGCAGAUGCCGAGAGACAACUGUCAUACCCUGGAAACGAGGCAGGAGCCUUCCUAAUCCGAGAAAGCGAAAGUCUAAAAGGCGAAUACUCACUUUCAGUUUUUGAUGGUGUAUCUGUGAAGCACUACAGGAUCAGAAAGCUGGAUGAAGGAGGCUUUUUCCUAAGCAGAGGCAAAACUUUCAAAACUCUGAAUGAGUUUGUUGACUAUUACAGUAAGAACAGUCAUGGCCUCUGCGUGGUGCUCAGAAAGCCAUGCCUGAAGGUACAAAUUCCAACUACAUUUGAUUUGUCCUAUAAAACUGUCGAUCAGUGGGAGAUAGACCGACAAUCUCUGAAAUUUUUGAAAAAAUUAGGAUCUGGUCAGUUUGGUGAGGUAUGGGAAGGACUGUGGAAUAAUACCACUCCGGUGGCAAUCAAAACAUUAAAACCAGGUUCAAUGGAUCCAAAGGACUUUCUGAGGGAAGCACAAAUAAUGAAGAACUUGAGACAUCCAAAGCUUAUACAGCUUUAUGCUGUCUGUACUUUGGAGGACCCAAUUUAUAUUAUUACUGAGCUGAUGAGAUAUGGAAGUCUUCUAGAAUACCUUCAAAAAGAUGCAGGCUCCCAAAUAUUCCUGCCACAUCAAGUAGACAUGGCUGCUCAGGUGGCUUCCGGGAUGGCUUACCUUGAAUCUCAGAAUUAUAUCCAUCGGGAUCUGGCAGCCAGGAAUGUUCUUGUUGGUGAACACAGUGUUUACAAAGUAGCAGACUUUGGACUUGCAAGAGUUUUUAAGGUAGAAAAUGAAAACGUAUAUGAAGCUAGGCCUGAAACAAAACUCCCAGUGAAAUGGACAGCCCCGGAAGCAAUCCGCUACAACAAAUUCAGUGUUAAGUCAGAUGUCUGGUCAUUUGGAAUACUUCUGUUUGAAAUAAUCACCUACGGGAAGAUGCCUUACGCUGGUAUGCCGGGACACCAGGUGAUCCAGAUGCUGGACAAGGGGUACAGGCUUCCUCAGCCGGCGACCUGCCCGGCGCCGCUCUACCAGCUGAUGCUGCAGUGCUGGAGCGCGGAGGCGGGCGGGCGGCCCACCUUCGAGGCCCUCUGCGGGCAGCUGGAGAGCUACUUCGAGACCGACUGCUCUUCCUACGCCCGCGCCCAGGCCGUGGUGAAAUGAACCCCCGGGCGGGGGCCGAGGGACAGACGCUAGCCGACGUGGCCGAAGGAGGGGCUGCGAAAUCAGCCUGACCUCAGGCGUGGAGGUUAUUAGGGGGUGCGGAGGAAAUCUGGUACGUUUUCAUCCCCGCACCGCUACUCGGAGGCACUUAACGUUUUUGCUGCUGGCAAGCGUUCGGCAAGACUAAGCGUCAGGAAGCUGGAGGGGCGGGGGCUUCUCAAAAAUAAAAUGUCUUCUAUUUAUUUUUAAAUGAGAGAUUGCAAGAAUGAACAAAUGAAAUGAGUGUUGCUCAAUAACCAUUGUAGCGUUUUGUCAUUUCUUUAUCGGAAUAAUUAUUUGCUGUUCCUUAGAUUUUUUGUUCCUACCGGGUUGCUCUCAUGAAGGAAUGUGAUGGCUCUGCACAGCAGGAUCUGUGCUUCCAGAGUCCUCUCAUUGUAAAAAAAAAAUAAAAUAAUCCCGUGACUGUGAUGAUGGCAGAAUCCAGAUUAAUUGCCUUGCUUAGACUUGAAGUACAUGUGCUUUUGCUAUAUCAGAAAAUAACACAGAUGUUCAUGGGAGAAAAGGAAUUGUUUUGCUUUGUGGAUGCAAAGAGUGAUCUUUUUUAGUUUGUCUACUCUUCCUCUUUUACAAGAAUAAACACAAUUAUUAUUAGUUUCUUGAAGCUGUUUCUUCUUAAUGUUGUUAAAUAGUGCCACGGAACCGAUGAGUUAUUGUGCAUUGAAGUGUAAGGAUUUGUUUUAAUAGUUCUUCAUUUUAGGGAUAUUGGCGGAAAAGAUAUCUUAACAAGAGCUCAAGACUGCCUUAGCCUUUUAGAGUGACACCCUUUCCUAUCCUGCUGCCCAAAUCAUGGAGCCUCUCCAACAGGGGACAAGGCCCAAGGCAGGUCUAGGUAUUUUGCAGAGGAACUAGCAAUCCAUGCUUCCAUCUUCACCAGAUGUAACUUUAAUACGGGAGAUUUAAAUAAGAGAUGAUCCAUUUUAUUUUGUUCCAUGGGGAAAUGGAACCCAGGUGCUUCUGCUAGCAGUCUUUACAGCUACAGAUUUUAGAAUUUUUUUGCAGUUUUUCUAAUUAACUACAGUAUCAGUUCUGCUAAAAUCUGAUAUCAGUGACAGUUUUAUGUUCUCAGUUGUGAGGCUUAGAGAACCAAGUUUUAAUUAUUUACUUAUGAUUCAUCAGUUAAUUAUUUAACAACAUAAUCCAGGAAUUAAGAGCUGUACUGUGUCAACAUAGUGUGAGCUCACUAUAAGUGUGCUACCAUUUUCCUCUCAUAUCAAAAAAGGGUAUAAAUAAAUGAAAAGAUUCAUUACCUUAAA
This is a messenger RNA of Harpia harpyja (harpy eagle), 3569 nucleotides long. RefSeq names its product fyn related Src family tyrosine kinase (gene FRK). The transcript has 8 exons. Gene Ontology annotation, biological process: cell surface receptor protein tyrosine kinase signaling pathway; innate immune response; protein phosphorylation. Gene Ontology annotation, molecular function: non-membrane spanning protein tyrosine kinase activity; ATP binding; signaling receptor binding. Gene Ontology annotation, cellular component: extrinsic component of cytoplasmic side of plasma membrane. The record is from RefSeq and is a predicted model, not a curated record. The coding region runs from base 649 to 2256 and encodes 535 amino acids. NCBI's taxonomy places the organism in Eukaryota, Metazoa, Chordata, Aves, Accipitriformes, Accipitridae.